Pseudomyrmex gracilis is the source of this 1121-nucleotide messenger RNA. RefSeq names its product dnaJ homolog subfamily C member 17. The transcript is spliced from 7 exons. The coding region runs from base 116 to 1105 and encodes 329 amino acids. Gene Ontology annotation, biological process: spliceosomal complex disassembly. NCBI's taxonomy places the organism in Eukaryota, Metazoa, Arthropoda, Insecta, Hymenoptera, Formicidae. Gene Ontology annotation, molecular function: nucleic acid binding. The record is from RefSeq and is a predicted model, not a curated record. Gene Ontology annotation, cellular component: spliceosomal complex.
UUAUUGUAGAAGGCCCUUUAGAAUGGCGUAUGGACCAACCUGAAACGGUUCGCUGAGCCACUUUCGUACCAAACCAAUUUACAAAAUUACGUCGAAUUAUUAAAUUUUCACAAACAUGGAUCAUAUGAAUGAAGUGAAUUUAUAUGAAUUAAUUGGAGCAAAACCUACAGCUUCUGUGUCAGAGCUUAAAAGAGCUUUUCGAAAAAAAGCUUUAACAUGCCAUCCUGAUAAGAAUCCUGAUAAUCCAAAAGCUGCAGAAGCAUUUCUUGAACUUUCAAAAGCUCUAGAAAUUUUAACAGAUGAGAAAGCUAGAGCAGCUUACGACAAAGUUAUUGCUGCCAAGAAGCAGGCAAAAGAACGAGUUAGACAAUUUGAUGCCAAGAGAAAGAAGUUAAAAGAAGAUUUAGAAGCCCGUGAGGAAGCUUACAAAAGAUCAUUAGAUCCUACAUACAAUACUAAAUCAGAUGAGGAACAAUUAAAGGCUGAGAUAGAAAGAUUAAAAAAGGAAGGAUCCAGGCAAGUAGAAGAAGAGGUGGCUUUUGUAAAAAAACAAAUUUGGGAGCAGCUUUAUGGAUUGUCAAAAAAUUCAGCAUCUAAUGUAGGAGAAUUUAGGAUCAAAAUCAGAUGGAAGGUACAAGAAGAUGAUACAACAAAUGGUGGCUACAAUUAUGAUAACCUACACACAAUGUUUUCAAAAUAUGGAGAUGUAGCAGCUCUUGUAAUAUCAUCUACAAAAAAAGGUAGAGCCAUGGUUGAAUUUGGAGACAAAAGUGCAGCAGAAACAGCACUUUUAGCAGAAAUCGGUUUAGCGGAGAAUCCUUUAAAACUUUGUGGAUUAUGGGACACAAAGAAAUCAACUAGCGCACUACCAAGUAAUAUAGCAAGUUGCAACGCUGGAGGAACAACCAUAUUUCCUGUGUGUUUUGCAAACACACAUUUGAACAAUAGCAAACCAUCUGUCAGCUUUUCUUCUGCACCCAAUAUAUUUACGCAGCAGGCAAGAAUGUCAGAAGCGGAAUUUGAAAGUUCCGUAUUAGCUAAUUUAAAAAGAGCACAAGAACGCAAACGACUUAUAGAAGAAUUGAAGACAGAAGAAGAUACUUAGUUUCAAUAAGUAAACU